Molecule: messenger RNA, 1279 nt
Organism: Ruditapes philippinarum (Manila clam)
Lineage: Eukaryota; Metazoa; Mollusca; Bivalvia; Venerida; Veneridae
Exons: 13
Coding region: 203-1279 (358 amino acids)
Source: RefSeq, a predicted model, not a curated record
AUCUUCAGAAACUUCAGAAGCAGGCCCUGGAGACGUCCCAGAAAAUAUUCAUUGUUUCCGAACAAAGGUCACGUGCGGUAGCAACUGUACACAAAAUGGAGGAAGAUGUAACAGAAAUGGAACUGCUUGUUGCAAAAGAAAUGAUUUGAAUCGGAUACCAUCAUCAGAUCAGGACACUCCUCAACAGAACAUUCAAGAGGAAAUGCGCUGUGUACCAACAAAAGGUACAUGUGGAAGCACCUGUACACAAAAUGGCGGUAGAUGUGUGAGAAAUGGAACUGCUUGCUGUCACAAGAAAGAUGAGGACGACAAGAAUAACCUUGUUAGAGAUGGCGGUGCAGCAGAAACUGGUGCGGAGAAUAUUGCAGAUAAUGCUAACGCUACCAUCGUGGAUGAGGGUUAUUUGUUUUACAACGGAAUGACUCUCAGAUGUACCAAGGCAAAAUGUACUAAGAAAUGUACAGAGAGUAGGGGCGGGUUUUGUAUGGAAGGGAAAUGUUGCUACAAGAAAACAGAAAAUGAAGCCCAAUCACAAUGCGCAACAGAGAAGAAACAUGUUUUGAAAGGAAGACCAAUAGUUGCCGGACAAAACACUGAUGAUGAACAUCUUCAUUGCACUGUCGGCGGGUCAUACUUGGCUCGAUGCAAGGGACAAGCAUGUCACUGUCUGAACGCAGGCUCUGGUGAAAGAAUUGGGAAACCAAAAAAGGUUACAUCCAUGGACAAGAUUAAUUGUGACAAAGAACAGAACAAGACAAAACCUAAACGUAUCAGAAUAAUAGUCAAAUUGUCUGAUAAUCCAUUGAGUGCCUACGGUCAGCCUGAAAAGGAUGCCAUGAAGAGUGCUCUCCGAGAUAAUCUCGAAAAGAAGUAUCCAGUUGACGCAGAGAUAGAGCUGUAUGAUGGAAGUGUGAUGGCCAAUGUAAAUCUCGGACUGUGUGCUGAUGAUUGUGCCGCCACUGCACAGACAACUGACCUGUUUUCAAUCUCAACGGCUGUUGUAUCCGAGAUCAAUGAAGGUAGCAUUCUGUUUGAGGUAAAUGGAGAAACAAUUAUACCCUCUGGUGCUGCUAUCCAAGAUAUACAAACGGCAGAGAUGCUGCAAAAUCUUGAGAAGGAGAUGACAAAAACACUUGAAGUAACGGAGAAAGAGAUGAUGGUCACGAUCAUAACAGUUACAGCUGUGGUAGUUGUCGUCUUGUUUGUACUAGGCCUUGCUGUUGCAUGCUAUGGAAAAGAUAAUCCGUCAUACAUAUAUCAUCUAGAAGGUGGACGUUAA